UCAAGAAUAAAGGCCGCGUUUUGAAUAUUCCAUAUGGUUCCCAAAAUGUUUGCUCAGUUAAAAAUUCAAAUUGUCUAAAACGUGAAGCAAUUGACCAAUUACCUCUCCCACCAGCACCACCCCAACCUCUUCCUCUUCCAAACCAGGAAUUAUUAACACCCCCGCCUAUGUCUCCUCCUCUCGCACCACAUCAGGAAUUAUUAACACCGCCUCCUGCAUCUCCGCAACCAGAAAUGCCAUCACAAGAGAACCCUACAGAAUUAUCUCCUAUCAAAGAAGAACCUUCAAUUAAAGAAAAUGAUGAUACAGUCCUAUUAGAGUUUUAUGACUCUAUGCAGGCUGUUACAAUGGGUAUGAUGUCAACAGAAAGUGAGGUUAAGAAACAAGUAGUAAACAAUCCAGAUGAUACAAAUCUACAGCCACCCCUUUAAUU
Meloidogyne enterolobii is the source of this 433-nucleotide messenger RNA. The record is from the annotation of a GenBank genome assembly. Lineage: Eukaryota; Metazoa; Nematoda; Chromadorea; Rhabditida; Meloidogynidae.